Aspergillus caelatus is the source of this 1255-nucleotide messenger RNA. Its product is annotated as Zn(II)2Cys6 transcription factor domain-containing protein. Gene Ontology annotation, biological process: regulation of DNA-templated transcription. Gene Ontology annotation, molecular function: zinc ion binding; DNA-binding transcription factor activity, RNA polymerase II-specific. Bases 47 to 1156 code for a protein of 369 amino acids. Lineage: Eukaryota; Fungi; Ascomycota; Eurotiomycetes; Eurotiales; Aspergillaceae. The transcript has a single exon. The record is from RefSeq and is a predicted model, not a curated record.
CGUCAUCCUUCUUUUCAACCUCACAACUACCCCAUAAUUCGAAGAAAUGCCCCGCACAGUACCUUACAAUCGUUCUCGACAGAAGUCAUGCGUCGCAUGCGCUGGAGGGAAGCGACGCUGCGACCGCCAAACUCCGCAGUGCUCACGGUGUCUUGCCCGUGGGCUGGAAUGCAUGUACAUCCGAGGUCAGCGCCAACAGCAAAGACUGCAGUCUCCCAAUAUUCUACCAAUCGAGCCACCAUCAUCACCCUCGCUGGAUGAUAUUCUUGCGGUCUUUCCGCCAGAUGACUUCACUCUAUUCAGUGAUACUGAAUUGGUCACCUCGUGGCUUACUCCUAGCCCUUCUUUAUCUGCCAUCCCAACAUUGCUCCCAGCUGGCUAUUUCCCAGAGACCUCUGUUAUCGACAAGUGGUCAACGAAGCAGCUUCUACAAAGCAUCAAGAGCUACCCGCGGAUGUUUGCUCGCUCCCGGAGGACUCCAUUUAUUCAUCAUCGCUUAUACGAAGUAUACCUCCCAGAAGCAAUUCAAGAUGCCUUCACCGUGUCGGCUUCCUACUAUACUAAAACAGCAGAGACUGAAGAUACGAUAUUACGUAUUCUGGAAGCCAAAACUGCAAAUCUUGUGAAACAGAAUCAUCAAGAGAACACUCUCGAAGAGCUUCUCGCGGCAGUGCAGGCCUUAAUAAUAUUCCACAUUAUUCAGCUUUUCGACGGUGACAUCCGACAACGCUCAAUAGCGGAGCAGAAUAUGGACACCUUACGAGCCUGGACCAUGCAGUUACAAGUUCGCACCAGUGAACUAGGCCCCACGCCAACAUGGCAGGAAUGGGUCUUUACGGAGAGUAUUCGGAGAACUAUUAUCAUUUCCAUACUGAUUGAAGGUUUGUAUUCAGUACUGAAAACGGGACAUUGUACGAUUAUUCGCGCAUUGAGUGUCCUACCCUUCACAUCUGGGACCACUUUCUGGGAUAUGACUACGGAUGCUUCAUGGCUCGCCCAGUCGCAUCGUUUGAACUCAGACACAGUACUUUACGGAGACUUUGCAAGAGCUUUCGAGAACGGACGAGUCUUGGGGAAGUUGGAUGGAUUUGAAAAAACACUGCUUGCCCCUUGUAUGGGUGAGAGGUAUAAAGAAAUGCUAAAGCUGGAGGAUUGAUGAUGUGAUUCGAUGUCAUCUCUUUUGAUCGGGUCUUAGCAUACAAUAGAACGAACGAAUUUAUGAGACUACUCUUCUCCAAGGUUUGGAAGACUUCCU